Molecule: messenger RNA, 1026 nt
Organism: Aspergillus homomorphus CBS 101889
Lineage: Eukaryota; Fungi; Ascomycota; Eurotiomycetes; Eurotiales; Aspergillaceae
Product: ArsA family ATPase
Exons: 3
Coding region: 1-1026 (341 amino acids)
Biological process (GO): post-translational protein targeting to endoplasmic reticulum membrane
Cellular component (GO): GET complex
Molecular function (GO): ATP binding; ATP hydrolysis activity
Source: RefSeq, a predicted model, not a curated record
AUGUCUUCCGCUGUCGUGCAUAGCGACGACCUCAUGGAGCCCACGCUCCAGUCGGUCGUCAACCAGAAAACCUUGCGCUGGAUCUUCGUCGGUGGUAAGGGAGGUGUUGGCAAGACCACGACAUCCUGCUCGCUCGCCAUCCAGCUGGCCAAAGUCCGCAAAUCCGUCCUGCUGAUCUCCACCGACCCCGCACACAACCUGAGCGAUGCCUUUGGACAGAAGUUUGGAAAGGAGGCUCGGCUGGUCGAUGGCUACACCAACCUGAGUGCCAUGGAGAUCGACCCCAAUGGCAGUAUCCAAGACCUCUUGGCUAGUGGUGAGGGUCAGGGCGAUGAUCCCAUGUCUGGGAUGGGCGUUGGUGGAAUGAUGCAGGAUCUGGCUUUCAGCAUUCCCGGUGUGGACGAAGCCAUGUCCUUCGCUGAGGUUCUGAAGCAAGUCAAGUCCCUGUCCUACGAGGUUAUCGUUUUCGACACCGCGCCCACCGGUCACACCCUCCGCUUUCUCCAAUUCCCUACCGUCCUCGAGAAGGCUCUUGCGAAACUGUCGCAGCUGUCCUCCCAAUUCGGCCCCAUGCUCAACUCCAUUCUGGGUUCCCGCGGAGGUCUACCUGGCGGCCAAAAUAUCGAUGAGCUGUUGCAGAAGAUGGAGUCCCUCCGGGAGACGAUCAGCGAAGUGAACUCCCAGUUCAAGGAUGCCGACCUUACCACCUUCGUCUGUGUCUGCAUCGCCGAAUUCCUUUCCCUGUACGAGACCGAGCGCAUGAUCCAGGAGCUGACCAGCUACAACAUCGACACCCAUGCCAUCGUCGUCAACCAACUCUUGUUCCCGAAGCAGAGCAGCGCGUGCGAGCAGUGCAACGCACGCAGGAAGAUGCAGAAGAAGUACCUCGAGCAGAUCGAAGAACUGUACGAGGACUUCAACGUGGUUCGGAUGCCGUUGCUGGUCGAAGAAGUAAGAGGGAAGGAGAAGCUUGAGAAGUUUAGCGACAUGCUUGUGAACCCAUAUGUUCCCCCGGAGGGAAACUAA